AUGGGCAUCCUUCUUCGCUAUCUCGAAUCGGAGAAAUUCACUCUCACGAAGCUGUGGGAGAGUAUCACGAAUUUGAAUGUGAGCUUGGAUGUUGCGGACCGCAUCUUGCAUCAACUGCCAACACAAGAGGAGGCCCGAAUGUAUCUUAACUACGAGUUCACUGAAGGCCAAUCUGUUGAUCAGUUGACUGAUGAAGACCGCCUGCUCCUGAAUCUCUGCAAAGUCAAUCGUUUGGGUCCGAAAUUGGAGGUGAUUGUGUUUAUGAACACCCUCGACUCCACUCUUGCGUCUUUGCUUCCCGUAAGUUGA
This is a messenger RNA of Rodentolepis nana, 309 nucleotides long. NCBI's taxonomy places the organism in Eukaryota, Metazoa, Platyhelminthes, Cestoda, Cyclophyllidea, Hymenolepididae. The record is from the annotation of a GenBank genome assembly.